UCGGCUUGCAGACCUUGCUCGUGUUUGGAUUAAAUUGGCCGCCCGAAAGACGCGCCACAGCAGCGUGGGGAGGAAGAGCGAGAAGAAGUAGCCGUGGCAGCAGCAGCAGCAAUAGUUACAGUAGUAAUAUCAAGACGAGGAGGAGGAGGAGGAGGAAGAAGAAGCAAGGCGAAAGCGGAGUGCCCGUGGCCGUAACGGGCGGGAAGGCGGGCUUGGGCGGCGGCGGCGGCGCUGCUCGGGGGACUGAAGGGGAGCCAGAAUGAGCAGGCUUUGAAAGUUCUUCAUCUGGAAUUUCAGGUUGGAGAUACUCGCAGUGGCUUCUAAGCCAGUGACCAAAGCUGUCAAAGCAUGCUGGUGCCAAGCUGUCAGAUGAUGCACAUAGCCAGGCCAACAGUAGUACUCCUGUGCUUCCUACUUUGUGCAGAUGCUGAAACACCACCAAAGUUUGCAAGAACACCUGUUGACCAGACAGGGGUCUCUGGAGGAGUCGCAUCAUUCAUCUGCCAAGCUACAGGAGACCCAAGGCCUAAAAUUGUCUGGAACAAGAAGGGCAAAAAAGUCAGCAAUCAGAGAUUUGAGGUAAUAGAGUUUGAUGAUGGGUCUGGAUCAGUUCUCAGAAUACAACCACUGCGGACUCCACGAGAUGAAGCUAUUUAUGAAUGUGUUGCUUCCAACAGUGUUGGAGAAAUAAGUGUAUCCACAAAACUUACUGUAUUGCGUG
Molecule: messenger RNA, 721 nt
Organism: Python bivittatus (Burmese python)
Lineage: Eukaryota; Metazoa; Chordata; Lepidosauria; Squamata; Pythonidae
Source: RefSeq, a predicted model, not a curated record